AUGGCAAACACGGCUCACUUGGUACGCAGACAAAGUUCCCGGGACUUGAAGCCCCAAAAAAGCGUGGAUCGGCUUGAAAUGAAAGAAAUGCGAGGUAGAUUGGUGGUCGACAGUCGGAAAAAUCCGACCACUAAUUAUGGAACUACUAAUCCGGGCUUCGACGACUCGAGCCCUAGUAUCAAGGCCAAGAAACCAAAUGCGCCCGCUCACGUCAGCGUGAAUGUAAGCAGUAGCAUUGUUGAAAGUACUGCGCCGAAAAUGCCAACUGGUAGUACAGAGGGCAAAGGGAUAUUUCGUCCUGAGGCGGGCGAAGAUGAGCGAGAAAAUUGGGAUAGCAAAUUAACAUUCCUGCUGGCUACUGUUGGUUAUGCCGUCGGAUUGGGAAACGUUUGGAGAUUCCCAUAUCUUGCGCAAAAAAACGGGGGUGGAGCGUUUUUGAUACCUUAUUUUGUUUCACCAUAUCUUGGAGGAAUAGGAAUUAGCAGCGCAGUUGUUUCUUUCAAUGUCGCGCUUUAUUACAACACAAUAAUUGCCUGGUGCCUUUUCUAUUUCGUUCAAAGUUUUCAAUCUGAAUUACCAUGGUCAGAAUGUCCGAAUAAAUAUUUUCAAAAUGGAUCAUACGCUCCAGAACCUGAAUGUCAAGAAAGCAGCCCUACACAAUAUUUUUGGUAUCGUACAACACUAAUGAUAUCAAAAGACAUAAAUACCCCAGAAGUGUUCAAUUGGAAAAUAGCUUUGGCACUCGUUAUCGCUUGGAUUUUAGUUUACAUGUGUAUGAUCAAAGGAAUAGCUUCAUCUGGAAAAGUCGUUUACGUGACAGCGACAUUUCCGUACCUCGUUUUGAUAAUUUUCUUCUUCCGAGGUGUAACUUUACCAGGAAUGUCCGACGGCCUACGUCAUCUGUUCACCCCAAAGUGGUACACGCUGACGGAUCCUGUUGUCUGGCUCGAAGCAGGAACGCAAAUAUUUUUCUCCCUUGGUCUAGCUUUCGGCGGUUUAAUCGCAUUCUCCUCUUACAAUCCAGUCAAUAAUAACUGCUACCGCGACGCAAUUAUGGUCAGCUUGACGAAUUGUUUCACAUCGAUGUUCGCUGGAAUUGUGGUAUUUUCAGUUAUCGGUUUUAAAGCGACGAUGGUUUAUGAAAAAUGCUUGGUGGAUAGAAAUUCAACUUUGAUCGGUAUAUUUGGACAUCCUGAAAGAUUUCCAGAUGAAAUUCCACCGGCCGGUACAUUAUUGAAUUUCACAAAUGGAAAUAAUAGUGUUGAUAAUAUAAUAAUGCCUGAAAUUCCGGAAUGUGAUCUUCAAAAAGAAUUGGAUAAUUCAGCAUCAGGAACAGGUUUGGCUUUUAUUAUUUUUACCGAGGCAAUAAAUCAAUUCCCAGGAGCCCAAUUCUGGUCAGUUUUAUUUUUCCUCAUGCUUUUUACACUCGGUAUUGAUUCGCAAUUUGGGACAUUGGAGGGCGUCGUAACGAGCAUCGUCGACAUGAAACUUUUUCCGAAUCUUAGAAAAGAAAUUCUAACGGGCGCAAUAUGUUUAGUAUGCUGUAUAAUUUCUAUGGCAUUUGCUCACGGUGCUGGAAGUUACGUAUUUGUAUUAUUCGAUAACUUCAGUGGUAAUUUUCCAUUGCUAAUAAUUGCCUUUUUCGAGUGCAUCGGAGUCUCUUACGUCUACGGAUUGAGACGAUUUGCUGACGACAUUGAAUUGAUGACUGGAAAUAGACCAGGACUUUAUUGGUUAAUUUGCUGGAAGUACUUGAGCCCGUUGGCGAUGCUAACGAUUUUGGUGGCCUCGUUUGUCGAAAUAAUAUGCGAAGGAAGCGGAUACCAGACCUGGGUGCCUAACAAAGGCUCUACCGAGAGACAAGAGUGGCCGACUUGGGCCCUAGUUUUAAUAUUUAUUCUUAUACUGGCGUCGGUCCUCUGGAUACCAGCCGUGGCCAUUUUCCGAUUACUCGGAAUCCCAAUAAUCGACGAUAAUGAAAAAGCCUGGUUCCCUGCAGAAGAUCUUAAAGAAUUCCAUGGGAUUGUUCCCCAUGAGGUGACUGCUGCCGAGAAACUGUUGUUCUGCAUCAGAGCUGACGGCUCAGAAGGGAUGUGCUGCCCUACAGGUGGCCUCAACGAUGACGACGAUGAUAUAGACAAUGGUAAUUUGACCUAGAACAAUAAUAUUAUUUAACAAUCUGAAAGAAUCAGCAACAGUAACAUCAACAUCGCAUUUAAUGACAAUACCCAUACUUUUAAACGAAGAUAA
Cotesia congregata is the source of this 2250-nucleotide messenger RNA. NCBI's taxonomy places the organism in Eukaryota, Metazoa, Arthropoda, Insecta, Hymenoptera, Braconidae. The record is from the annotation of a GenBank genome assembly.